AGACUCCCAGCACUACAGGCUUUCUGUUUCCUCCCAACCCACCGCCAGCAUAAAUUUGUAAUACCGGCAAAAUGGUCAAGAAGAGAAAGAAUAACGGUCGCAACAAGAAGGGUCGCGGCCACGUCAACCCUAUCCGCUGCAGCAACUGCUCGCGAUGCACUCCCAAGGAUAAGGCCAUCAAGCGCUUCACCAUCCGCAACAUGGUUGAGUCUGCUGCUAUUCGUGACAUCUCGGACGCCUCUGUCUUCGCCGAAUACACCGUUCCCAAGAUGUACCUUAAGCUGCAGUACUGCGUCUCUUGUGCCAUUCACGGCAAGAUUGUCCGUGUCCGUUCCCGCGACGGCCGCCGCAACCGUGCCCCUCCCCCUCGCGUCCGAUACAACAAGGACGGCAAGAAGAUCACUCCUACUGCCCCUAAGGCUUAAAUGGGUUUGAUUUUCUAAUGGGUUGGAGUCCGGAUGGUUAUAUGUUUACGUCUGCAUUGAAAUGACGAUUUGGAACGAAGACAACUGGGCUAGCAGUUCUGAAUAAAAAAGUUAAACGACCCAG
This is a messenger RNA of [Torrubiella] hemipterigena, 549 nucleotides long. Lineage: Eukaryota; Fungi; Ascomycota; Sordariomycetes; Hypocreales; Clavicipitaceae. The record is from the annotation of a GenBank genome assembly.